Linum trigynum is the source of this 1942-nucleotide messenger RNA. NCBI's taxonomy places the organism in Eukaryota, Viridiplantae, Streptophyta, Magnoliopsida, Malpighiales, Linaceae. The record is from the annotation of a GenBank genome assembly.
CUAUACAUAUUUCUCCUAUUUUGACUUUUCUUCAACUAGUUAGAGUCGAUCCUUCAACUUGUUAGGCUCAAUUAUCCAUUAUAUUAUAAAUAUUUUUCAUUCUUAAAGUGCUUUUCCCUACAUUUUAUUGUAAAAAGUAAAAUUUACUUGUAUUUUUUUUGAACAACAUGUAAGAGUGGGUCGACCCGUCCCGCCCCGUACCGGCGCGGGUUUUACCCGCGCCGACCCGUAGUAGCGUGGGGCGGAGCAUGGGAAUUGAGGUACCCGCCCCGCCCCAUUGCCAUCACUAACCACGUACGUUCUCCUUUUUUCCAUAGACCGUCGGUAGUCAACAAGUAAUCGAACUAUCAAAGAGCGUUGUUUGCCAUAAGAUGGACGGCCCUAUUAGGUAUUUGAGAAACACAAGAACAAGUGCAGAACUCAAAUCUUGAAGCCAACCUUCAAAUAUCCCCUUCCUUGUAGUGUAUUUGUGUAUGGAACUUUCCUUUCGAUUUGUCUAUUUACCUACUUAAUGACCUACUUUUUUUAUAAUAAUAAAAAAAAAAGAUUACUCAGAAGUGUAUCCUAGUAUGAAACUUCCACAAGUUGCUCAACUCUUGAGUUAAUACUUAGUAGUUAGUACGGCGUUUUUGGAUUAGUGAUUUAGUGUACCUUAUAUUGGAUGGACCGAGCUCGAGUUGCUCGGCCCAAUAAAUUCAUCCCCCACCACAUUUAACUCUUUCUUUUGUGUCUUUUUUUUUUUUUUUGGUAUAUUCUGCAUUUCAUGAGUUGUAUUCCGCAAAUCAUACAUACCAUUCAUUGCUUAUCAAAUUUGAAAAAAAUGAAAAAUUGCCUAGAUUGUCAAAUACAAAUGUAUGAAAUUGUUUAACCAUAAAAAAUGUUUUAAUUGCUUAAUUUGAGAAAUCAAUUUCGGGUAUAACGUAUGUAUUUCUUGUAAAAGGAAUCUAUUUAGCUGUCUUUUACAGUUUUACCUUACCUAUGAAGAAACACUUAUGGCAACCAUUAUAUAACUAUAGACAAAAUAAAUUUUGUAGUAGAAGGAAUUCAAAUAAUUGUGAUGCAUAUCUUUUUUCUGAAUCAAUGAAUUAUCUUUACAAUUUAUAAACCAUGACUGCCCUUAUAUAAACCGACCAAACCAACAGCAAAGCUGAUCAAAACACUCAAAAACAAUUGGUAGAAAACUUGUAGAUCAUCCAACAAGUGGGAACGAAAUCAUCCCAACAAGAAAAAGACAUGGAAAAGAUAAUUAUGAAGUUGGCCUUCUUGGUUGCUCUCUUAGUUUUCACAUUCGGUGAAAAGAACAUGAAUGGAGUGGAGUGCAGAACAGUGAGCACAAACGACGAGCCUCUGUCGUGCGCUACACCGUGUCAAUCGCCAAAUUGCAGCUGCGUGAGAGGGAUUUGCCUUUGCAAUGAGUCUGAAAUGUCGGGUGAAAAUAACAUUAAAGCAGUGGAGAGCAGACCAGUGAGUACAAACAACAAGCCUUUGUCGUGCGCGACACCGUGUCAAUCGCCAAAUUGCAGCUGCGUGGGCGGGAUCUGCCUUUGCAACGAGCCGCACGCAGUUGCUGCCCACUUGAACCCAACUCCCCUGGAGGCCGAUGGCCAAAGGAAAUUAAACUAGUGUGAUUGUGAUCUUGUAACGUGUUAUUUGUUGUUGCUAGGGAAGCAUGAAACUGGCAAUAAUGACUAGAAACACACAAUACAAAUUGCUUGUUGGGCAGAGUGUUGGUCUCCAUUUUCUGUUUGGCACACCUUCUUCUAUAUAAUUCUAUGAAAAUCGAAACGGAAUCCGAAUUAUCUUGUUUGAUUCAGCUCAAUUCAAAUACCAAUUGAGUGCUAUUGGUGAUACAUGUAUCCGAUUUUUUCAUACUCGGUUAGAGAUGGAACGAAAGACCCAAAUUUUGUAUAUUGUGCAAACCCAAUAUAUUACGAGUCAAAUA